GCUGGAGACCGGAGUGAGGCGCGGCGACAGUGGUGGCAACAAGUGCGGGAUUGAGCCGACUCGGAGCCAUUCCUGCUGCCGACGCUGCCGACACUGCCGGGCCGCCAGUCGCGGGCGCAACGCAUGGAGCGUGAGCGGCGGCGGUCGCCGGGCUGAGCCGCGCGGAGCGGCCGGGACGUGGAUGCGGCCGCGAUAUCCCGCCCCCGCCCCGCAGAGCAGGAGCUGCUCCCGGACAAGAUAUGAGAAAUGAGUGUUGGACGCCGAAGAAUAAAGUUGUUGGGUAUCCUGAUGAUGGUAAAUGUCUUCAUUUAUUUGAUUGUGGAAGUUUCUAAAAGCAGUAACCAAGAAAAAAAUGGAAAGGGGGAAGUAAUAAUACCCAAGGAAAAGUUCUGGAAGACAUCUGAGCCUCCAGCGGCUUAUUGGAACCGAGAACAAGAAAAGCUGAACAGGCGGUACAAUCCCAUUUUGAACAUGUUGGCUAACCAGACAGGGGAAGUGUACGGCUUUUCCAAUAUAAGCCAUCUGAAUUAUUGUGAACCUGACCUGAGGGUCACAUCAGUAGUUUCAGGUUUCAACAAUUUGCCAGACAGGUUUAAAGACUUUCUGCUAUAUUUGAGAUGUCGAAAUUAUUCGUUGCUUGUAGAUCAACCGGGUAAGUGUACGAAGAAACCCUUCUUAUUGCUGGCAAUUAAGUCCCUUACUCCACAUUUUGCUAGAAGGCAAGCAAUUCGGGAAUCUUGGGGCAGAGAAACCAAUGUGGGGAACCAAACAGUUGUGCGUGUCUUCUUACUGGGCCAGACCCCCCCAGAGGACAACCAUCCCGACCUUUCAGAUAUGCUGAAGUUUGAGAGUGAGAAGCACCACGACAUUCUUAUGUGGAACUACAGAGACACUUUCUUCAACUUGUCUCUGAAAGAAGUGCUCUUUCUCAGGUGGGUGAGUAUUUCCUGCCCAAAUGCUGAGUUCGUUUUCAAGGGCGAUGACGAUGUUUUUGUGAACACUCAUCAUAUCCUGAAUUACUUGAAUAGUUUAUCCAAGAACAAAGCCAAAGACUUGUUUAUAGGCGAUGUGAUCCACAAUGCUGGACCUCAUCGGGAUAAGAAACUGAAGUACUACAUCCCAGAAGUUGUUUACACUGGCGUCUACCCACCUUAUGCGGGGGGAGGUGGAUUCCUCUACUCCGGCCACCUGGCUCUGAGGCUGUACAAUAUAACUGACCAUGUCCUUCUCUACCCCAUUGAUGACGUUUAUACUGGAAUGUGCCUUCAGAAACUCGGCCUCGUUCCAGAGAAACACAAAGGCUUCAAGACAUUUGAUAUAGAAGAGAAAAAAAGAAAUAACAUUUGUUCCUAUCUAGAUUUGAUGUUAGUACAUAGUAGAAAACCUCAAGAGAUGAUUGAUAUUUGGUCUAGGUUAAAAAAUGCUCAUUUAAAUUGCUAAAAUGUAUACAAACUAAAUUUUGCAUAGAAAGAUGUAUCUUGAAUAGUUUUCAUGUGCUCUCUCAUUAGGGGUAAUUUCUACGUUAAACCAUCAAAAUUGCCUUCAUAAAUACAGUAUCCAUUUGAGAGCCUCUAUGCCCUUCAAUGUGGUACUUUCUGGAGAGGGAAAGCAGAAGAAGAUCAUGAUUUUUUAAGCAGGAUAUGGCAGGACGAGUAGUUCUGACUGUUACUACUGGCUAGUGGUCAUUAUUUUCUAAUUUGCCCCCCAUCUCCUCUGAAAUAAUAAGUUUCUGGAAUUUGACCAUUUUAAGUUAUUUUUGUGCUGCCCACAUAUAAUAAUAUCCCUACUUUUCCAUUAUAAUGAGUGAAUUGUCUGCAAUUUAGGUGUUUAUAAACCUUUUUGCUAUGAAGCAUUUGUUACACAUUAUUCGGUACUUUUGUGAAAUGGACUUAAAUUUAUUUUCAUAAAAUUUCCUACCACCCCAACAGUAUUUUUCUUGCAUUCAUCUAAUUAGUUAAUUUUGCAAAAUGAUGAUCACUGUGUGACAUGUAUCCAGUUUAUCUUGUUUUUGGUCUCCUGGUCAUAAUAAGGAGAUUAUGAUACAAGAACAUAAUAACUGUUGUUAUAUUUGAUUUGCUGGUUGGUAUCAUAAUAGUUCUCUAUUUUUAGUAUUUGAAAAUAAUGAGUAUGAUUCCAUAAUGGCCAGCUGAAGAUUGAAUUGACCUUGGCAAUCAUAUUGUGUUUAUGAUUUUUUAAUGAGGACCAGGAAAGCAUCUGUAACUUUUGAACUUGAAGCUAAAAGAUUGAAGUUGCGGACCUUUUCAGGAGAGGUUUGUCAGUUUAAAACUCCAGGAUUCUAUUCUUGCCAUAUUUUUCCAUGUUGCUUAUACAAAAUUAUAUCGAGUAGUGACUGCUUCCCUGUCAGUGUAGAAGUGCCUGUGUUUUUAUUUAUUCAGAUCAAUGACCAAAACAUUUUCUUAAAUAUAUUUUGUGUAAUAUUUUAUUUGUAUACAGUGUUGUUGAUAAAAUAUUUAACUAGAGCAUGUAUUUUAAGUGUUAAGGUAUAACAUGUUAAAUAAAGCAGUUAUUUUUGAAUUUUGAAAUCAUUUUUUUGGGGGGGGGGUCUGUGAACUGCUAGAGUUGACAAAAUUCUGCCAAACUGUUGCUUAUGUAUACCAUCUUAUAAUAACAUGCUUUCUCAAAAUUUAUUUUGUGUUGAUAGAGGUAAGGAUUCUUACCAGCUGUGAUAUUGGAGACUGUAAGCAGAUGGAAAUAAAGUGACUAUUUUUAAUUGU
Molecule: messenger RNA, 2735 nt
Organism: Rhinolophus ferrumequinum (greater horseshoe bat)
Lineage: Eukaryota; Metazoa; Chordata; Mammalia; Chiroptera; Rhinolophidae
Gene: B3GNT2
Product: UDP-GlcNAc:betaGal beta-1,3-N-acetylglucosaminyltransferase 2
Exons: 2
Coding region: 247-1440 (397 amino acids)
Cellular component (GO): membrane
Molecular function (GO): hexosyltransferase activity
Source: RefSeq, a predicted model, not a curated record